CUUCGGAUAAGUACUCAGCAGUGCGAUGGGUGCGAAGGAAUCAUGACCAACUUGAUGAGUUCAUCAGAAAGGCCAGGAAACAAGGUUCAUGAAGGCCUGGAGGAACGUGGAGAGCCGACCACGGGAACAGAUAGACUCCGGACCGGUCGUGCACAAGCCAAACUUCAUCCCGAGAUGGGGAUCCGGGAUACGAGGAAGGUUGCCAAUCACAUGGACCUCUUAUCCCUGGCCAACUUCUACAAUGAGAUGAAGCUGAAUACCAUCGGCGACUACAUCAUCAGCACUGGGGAGGCGCAGCGCCGUAACAGUGAAGACGCAGUGCCGAUCCCCAUGGACGGCUACGGCGCCAUGGAAGACAGAGAAUCGGGACGAGCCCUGCAGCAGAACAACAUUCUCCCCGAGAUUCGAACGAGAGGGAAAUCUCUACCGCCGAGUCGAGGAAGUGAUUCGUGA
Messenger RNA from Darwinula stevensoni, 453 nucleotides. Lineage: Eukaryota; Metazoa; Arthropoda; Ostracoda; Podocopida; Darwinulidae. The record is from the annotation of a GenBank genome assembly.